Molecule: messenger RNA, 4172 nt
Organism: Marchantia polymorpha subsp. ruderalis
Lineage: Eukaryota; Viridiplantae; Streptophyta; Marchantiopsida; Marchantiales; Marchantiaceae
Source: the annotation of a GenBank genome assembly
AACGACGAAGGUACAAGAGGCGAAGGCGGCCCGGCCAAGCAAAGGCUCGCAACGAAGCAAGGAAGGAAGAGGACCGAGAGCCGAGGACAGACAGACACACACACACACAGACAGAGAGACCGACCGACCGACAGCCAGCCAGAGUGAGGGAGAGAGAGAGAGGGAAGAGUCGAGUGAGUGAGCGAGCGAGCGAGUGCACAACAGAAGAAGAAGAGGAGCAAGAGAUUCGAUCUGCUGAAUUGAAUAUCUGGAGUCGUGCUCUCCGCAGUGUGAAAAUUUGGUGGUGCUCGCAGAAGCGUCUGCUGCGUUUUCCUUCCUUCUCCCGUCUCCCAUUUGGUCCCAGCCCAGUUCAGCCCAGCCCAUUUGAGCUCCUUUCAGUUCUUUCCGGAGCCAGAGCCAGAGUCGCUGCUCCUGCUGCUGGCCCGGCCUGGCCCGGCCCCCUUGUCUAUUCUCGGCUCCUUCUCUCCCCUCCGACCUGCGGACAUGGCAUCGUUCCGUCUUCUGUGAAGGAAUUCGUUCAUGCGGACGGGGGAAGCCAGAGGGGAGCACGUGCGGUCCCAAUUCGCCACAGGGUCGUUGUAUGUGGAUUCCGGAGAUUUGAUGAUUGAGAGAUUGAGAUUGAGUGAGUGAUAUUCCGUGAGUGGUGGAAAUUUGAUUUUUGGUGCAUUCCAGGGAGGCGCUGAAGGAAAAAUCCGCGCAGUGCAUUCUGCCGGGACUUUCUCUGGGCUGCUCUAUUUACUCCCAGCCGAGGGGUGUCAUAGUUCGUGAUUUCUCGCCUUUAAUCAGGAGGUCGCGGCUGCGAAUUCGACCCUGAAGCAGCGGUCUGGAGUUUCCGGAUUCAAUUCCGGGCUCUCUCGGUGCUGAUUCGGGCACUCGUUCUGGUCCAAUUGCUGGGAGCUAGUCCUCGUACGCAUUUGCUCUAGGGCAGGACAGGGCUCUUCGAUCUCGCGAUCUCUUGCCAGUGCGCGACAACUCGUUCGCAUUCUAGUGCCAGUGGGGCGGACUGGGGUUUUUUUUUCUUCGGAUAUUUUUUUGGUAAUCUUCAGAUAUUUGCUAGUUCUCUCUCUUUAAUUUCUGCCUGUGAGAUUUGGCUCGAUCGAAUUCUCGCGGAGGCGGGCUCGAGGAAUUCGAGGCUCGUGAGACAGAGACAUGGCGCGGUGCCUGGGCGGCCCGGAUGAUGAGGUGACGAAAAGAAUGCCCCCAAUUGGAGUCAGGGUGAUCCGGACCUUGUGGCGACGAGAUGCGGACCUCAACACGUACAGAUAUGCCGCCCUCAUCAUGACAUUCAUCGCCUACUCGUGCUACCAUGCGUCGCGCAAACCGCUCAGCAUCGUCAAGAGCGUGUUGGACUACGACGAGGUCGGCAACACCACCAGCGUCGAGCGCUCGCUGUCCGAGUUCUACCAGUACAUGCCGAUGAACCACCUCGCGUCCAGGCACGAGGCUGCAGGAGGAGGAGGAUUCCCAUUUCAGGCUCACCAUUUCAGAUACAGCAACUCCUUCUUCAACUCCUCGGCGAACGUGAGCGAUCCGCAACCGAAUGCGGGCGGAUGGGCUCCAUUCAACCAGAAGGGCGGCAAGGGCCUCUUGGGCGAUGUCGAUCUCGCCUUUCUGGCCUCGUACGCCGUGGGAAUGUACUUCGCCGGGCACUUAGGAGACAGAGUAGAUUUGCGCUUGUUUCUGACCGGGGGGAUGCUGGCCAGUGGAUUUUUCGUGGCCAUGUUCGGCGUCGGCUAUUGGCUCGACAUUCACUACCUGUCCUACUACAUCGUGGUGCAAGUGUGCGCCGGGUUGGUGCAAUCGUCCGGGUGGCCUUCGGUGGUGUCCAUCGUCGGGAAGUGGUUCGGCAAGAGCAAGCGAGGCCUGAUCAUGGGAAUCUGGAAUGCGCACACCUCCGUGGGCAACAUUUUGGGCUCUCUGCUGGCCGCUGGAGCUCUGCAGUAUGGCUGGGGCUGGUCGUUUCUGCUGCCGGGCCUGCUGCAGGUGUGCGGAGGACUCAUCAUGUUCUGCUUCCUGGUCGUCGAGCCCGCAGACGUGGGGCUGCACAUCCCUCGGGACGGUGAGGAGGCCUCGGAAUCGGAGACUCGAGCCAUCCUCGCGCCUCCUGCCAGACUCGAGAGUGGCGAUUUGGAGGCCGGGCGCUCUGCCAAUCCGGCCAAUCCGGCCUCGAGCCCGACCUCGUCCCGGGGACAGCCCGCUGGGGCAGCCGAUGAGGAGACAGGCCUUCUGGGCGGUGCACCUCAGAGCCAUGAAGCUCCCGUGGAAAGGAAGAAGGACGAGGCUGUCAGCUUCGCAGAAGCUUGGGCAAUUCCCGGCGUGGCUCCUUUCGCCUUCUGCCUCUUCUUCUCCAAGCUGGUGGCCUACACCUUCCUCAACUGGCUCCCCUUCUAUAUUGCCCAAACAAAAAUCGCUGGUGAGUACCUGGACGACAAGACUUCCGGGAAUCUGUCAACACUGUUCGAUGUGGGAGGUGUUGUAGGCGGCAUACUGGCGGGUCAUCUGUCUGACAAGAUGAAUGCUCGAGCGACCACGGCUGCCGUCUUCAUGUACAUGGCGAUUCCAGCUCUCUACAUGUAUCGAACUUUCGGAAGCGUCUCCUUCUACACGAACAUUUUCCUGAUGAUGACCGCCGGAGUUCUUGUCAAUGGGCCUUACGCGCUUAUCACGACUGCAGUUUCAGCAGAUCUCGGAACCCACUCUUCGCUGAAGGGGAACCCGAAUGCUCUCGCCACCGUUACGGCCAUCAUCGAUGGAACAGGCUCGGUAGGAGCUGCCGUAGGUCCACUGAUUACAGGGUAUGUAGCGGAGUACAGUUGGGAUGCGGUCUUCAUCUUCCUCAUGGCUUCUGCUGCCAUCGCCGGUCUUCUUCUCUCGAGACUGGUCUGGGCCGAGCUGAGCGAAAAGAUCCACACGGAUCACCCGGUUCUCUCCAAACAAAUUCUGCAGGACGAGUCAAAUGGAUCGAUUACGCAGCGCUUGUUGAGCAGCAGAUCUUAAGAGAUUCAUUAUUAAACGUUUUGAACGUGUCCUGGGCCAGUCUCUUCUUUUGGAAGGACUUAUUCAUGCGACACUCUGUACGCUUGUGAAGUUUCUACGACCAAGCGUGUGCAGACUGUAUACUAGGCUGUGGCGACGAGUUAUUGAUACCACAUUGCAAUGUGUUCUGCAGCAGAGCUUUGAAAGGCUUGUGCUUAAGUGGGCUCCUCCGGGAGCCACAAAACAUACAUACAGGUCGGUAUCUAUGAGGAGCUACACACAGGAUUUUGUUAGAGUGUAGCUGUCGUCGAGAUGAUUUUCAGGGCCCUGAGCGACAUCUGGUAGUAUCUGCCAUCCUCGACAUCCAGCCGUCUUCCGCGAAUUAGAGAGCGAGCAUCCACCUGUAUCUACAAUCGCCGACAUCUUUGAUAAGCUUCUUCGUUCUCUCGGCACGUACAAGCCACAAUACUGUAGGCAUAAGUGGCUGCGGAGGCUCAAGGGAUCCAGGAAUGGAGGGUCAGUUUUGUCCGUGUACCAUUAAGCUCAUCAUAGAUUGAAUCUUAGGGUGCAAUCUUGGCAACCGAUUCAUUUACAUCUGCCUGUCACAUUCUUCUGUACAUAUGUCGGAGCUCGAUUCCUGAGGAUUUCAUCUUAACGACACAGGCAUUUACGAUUACUCAGUACAUACAUCAAUUAAAAGUAGCACUGCCCCAUUACUUAACGAGAAGCAAUUAUCAUUGUUAUCCUUUGAGAGUUUUGUAGAGAAACACUCUAGAGUCUGGAGUGUCACACAGCAACGUAGGAAUAUGGGUAGCACUGCGUUUACAUGACAUUAGGAUUUGUAUUUGUUAGUUUUACAUAGUUUUGAUAGUCAAAUGAGUUGAUGACCACACACAAACCGCUGUGGUUCCGAGGUCCAGUAUGUAAAGUAGUGAAGUGGAAGUUUCCCACUCUGCUUCAAAGAGCAAGCUUUGUGCUGACUAUAUCAGGCCUCUCGUAUUCCUUAUGCGUUUCAUGUUCUGCUUAAUCCUUUUUCAGAAAAGGAAGGACUCCUCCCUCACGUCAUCAUGCGAGCGGGACACUAGUCCAUGGAAACCAUAAAAGUAGGCUGGGUACAUUUUUUCCGUAGGUAGGAUUGGGUCCUUUGAGGCUCCCAAUGGCAAGAGCAAGUAUUGCGCUCGAAAGUACAUUCUUCA